AUGGACAAAAAGUAGAGUAAGAAAUCAUAAAAGAAUGAUGAGGAGAAGAUGAACUAUAAUUCUGACGAUGACUUCAAUUGGGAUUCUCAUGAGGAUGAAGAAAAUGGCGAGCAUAAUUAGCUUUUACAAGAUUUUAGAAAAAACUAAAUUACAGCAAUUAAUGGAUAAAAAGGCCUGUUUGAAAAACUUUGUAAAUGCUGCAAAUCUAACCAAGACCUGAAUAGUAGAGAGGAAAUCUUGAAGCAAUUCUACAUUAUAGCAUUCAAACCAAAUGAGGAUGAAAUUCCACCAGAUCUAAAGAGUUAAAAUUGGAGUGAGAUAGGAUUUCAAAGUAAAAAUGCAAGAACUGACUUCAGAGGUGCUGGUCUUCUAGGUUUGCAUUGUCUCAGAUACUUUGCAUCUGUCUAUCCAGCUGAAUUUGCCUAGAUGAGAAAUAAUACUUCAAGCAACUUUUUCAUCGCGAUAACUAGUCUUAAUAUCACUCACAUGAUAAUUGUAUACCUGUAUAUGAACAGAGAAGAAGUACAAGAUAGAUUGAAAAAGCUGAGAGCCGGGAGAAAACAAUUGAAAAAAUUUGCCUUUCUAAAUCAAAAGACAAAGUCUACAUUUUUUGAGUUAAACUCUUUCAUGCUUCAAUAUGUAUAUCAUCUUUGGAUUAAAGAAUCUUCUGAAAAAGCAAAGGUUACAAGAUUACCCCCAGAUUUUUAAGCUAUUUUAGAUAAAGCAAAAAAAUAAGGACUUCAUCAUACUCUGUCUAAUCUCGAAAAUUUUAUUAACAAUCUGACGCUUUUGAGGAUAAGGCUAAAUGCUAUUAUAAGGGAGAAGUUUUAAAAAGAAUUCUUGAGUGAAUGA
This is a messenger RNA of Stylonychia lemnae, 852 nucleotides long. Lineage: Eukaryota; Ciliophora; Spirotrichea; Sporadotrichida; Oxytrichidae. The record is from the annotation of a GenBank genome assembly.